AAAKUUUUUGUCUGUGCAGAUACAAGCACGCCCGCUGUUUUUGAUUCUUUCUUUUAAACCCGCGCUAGUCUCUUUCAUGUCGGCUUACCACAUAAAAAGCUGCCCUUGCUUUGCGUCAGACUUUCCGGCCUGAAGUUGUCAGAUUACGGCAGAACACUCGCCGGCACUCUAGUCAAACUGCCUCCCCGAGCCCCUAGCUAAUCUCUCUCUUCCGUAUAACUCUCUGUCUAGUACCAACUGUGCUAACUUCUGACAAGGAAUUUGGAGAUGUUGUCUUCCCGUGUUGGGCGGCCGGUGGUCUAGUCGGCGGAAUUCGAGCCCAGYGGAAUCUAACUGUCUUUCCGUGUCUGGUGGGAGUUUUGGACGUCCCGGUUAACUUGUAGAAGCUUCGUUCUGUUGAGCAUUUUCAAUCGCAGAAGUCCACUUUUCCGUCUCUACAUGUUGUCGGAGUUUCAUUUAGUAUGAUUUCCGGCGAGAAAUAGCCGUUUUCCUGCGAGAAUUGGAUAUUUCCCGGUUGUGAAGAGCUCUGGAAUUCGAAUUUUGUUAAGCUGCCUGUGGUUUUGUCUUUUGUGGUUAAGAAGUUUCAAAUCCUGUCCGAAUUGUCUAAAUUAUCUGAACAUUUAGAGCUCGAAGAGUAAGUGCAUGGGGAGACUCGAGAGGGAUCGGAGAAAGAGAGAGAUAAGUUAAAAGUUUGGGUUACUUGAAUAUAACGGUUCCUGCAUUUCUUGGAGUUGGAAAAUUUAGGGUUGCGAUUGGGGACCUUCUUGAGGUUCAUUGCAUUUGGCGGAGACAGAUUUCGAGAAACUUACUUCGGGGAUUCAAGUUGAUUUUGGGCUGAACAGUGAGGGAGAUCUUCCUUGCAAUUUCGUAUCUAGGUUUUGUUUGAGAGGGUUCAACUCCGCUGAAGUGAUGAUGAAAUUAGGGGUUUUUAAGCUCGGAUGCGGGAGCUCUGUCUGAUCCAAGUGGGUUCUUCUUUGGCUGGAGAUAUUGCGUCUUUGGUUGCUGAAACAGAGUUUCCUUUGGUUUUGCUGAGUGGUUGUGGCAAAAGAGUGGAAAAGGCUGGUGAUUGAUUGAUACUCUUUAAAUUUUCAUCUGGAUCUGUCACGAUGAAGGCUCCUUCAAAUGGGUUUCCGGCAAAUUCUGGAGAAGGAGAAAGGAAGGGUAUAAAUUCGGAACUGUGGCAUGCAUGUGCGGGGCCUUUAGUUUCUUUGCCUCCAGUUGGAAGCCUUGUGGUCUACUUCCCACAGGGGCACAGCGAACAGGUAGCGGCUUCAAUGCAAAAGCAGACUGACAGCAUCCCAAGCUAUCCCAACCUUCCUUCAAAGUUGAUUUGUGUGCUUCACAAUGUCACAUUGCAUGCUGAUGCUGAGACUGAUGAGGUUUAUGCACAGAUGACUCUUCAACCAGUAAACAAAUAUGAUAGGGAGGCAUUGCUUGCAUCGGAUAUGGCCCUCAAGCAGAACAGACAACCAACUGAAUUCUUCUGCAAAACACUAACAGCUAGUGACACAAGCACUCAUGGUGGAUUUUCUGUACCUCGUCGAGCGGCAGAGAAGAUCUUCCCACCUUUAGAUUUCUCAAUGCAACCCCCAGCUCAAGAACUAGUAGCAAGAGACCUGCAUGAUGUUGCAUGGACGUUCAGACAUAUCUACCGUGGUCAACCAAAGAGACACUUGCUGACUACAGGUUGGAGUGUGUUUGUUAGCACAAAGAGACUCUUAGCUGGUGAUUCAGUUCUUUUUAUAAGAGAUGAGAAGUCACAACUUCUCUUGGGUAUAAGACGUGCAAACAGACAGCAACCAACACUUGCUUCAUCAGUCAUAUCAAGUGAUAGCAUGCAUAUUGGAAUUCUUGCUGCUGCAGCACAUGCAGCUGCAAAUAACAGCCCAUUUACUAUAUUUUACAAUCCGAGGGCCAGCCCUUCAGAGUUUGUGGUUCCCUUAGCCAAGUACACUAAAGCAAUGUACACUCAAGUUUCUCUAGGCAUGCGAUUUAGAAUGAUGUUUGAGACUGAGGAGUCAGGAGUUCGUAGGUACAUGGGCACGAUAACAGGUAUUAGUGAUUUGGAUCCUGUGAGAUGGAAAAAUUCACAGUGGCGCAACAUUCAGGUUGGAUGGGAUGAAUCAGCAGCUGGAGAGCGUCCAGGCAGAGUUUCAAUUUGGGAUAUUGAGCCUGUAGCAACUCCUUUCUACAUAUGCCCACCUCCAUUUUUUAGGCCCAAAUUCUCUAGACAACCAGGGAUGUUAGGUGAUGAGUCUGACAUAGAGAAUACUUUCAAGAGGGCAAUGCCAUGGCUUGCAGAUGACCUUGGGUUGAAAGAUACUCAAAGCCCAAUCUUGCCAGGCUUGAGUCUUGUUCAGUGGAUGAGCAUGCAGCAGAACACUCAGUUUUCAACUGCUCAGUCAGGAAUCUUCCCGCCGAUAGUUUCCUCAGCUGCAGUGCAUAAUAACCUUGGCACUGAUGAUCCAUCUAAGCUACUAAACUUUCAAGCACAGACCUUGUCUUCUCCAAAUAUCCAGUUCAGCAUUCCAAAAACGAAUCAACAUAAUCAACAAGUUGACCAGUUUCAUCAGCCACCUGUGACAUUGUCUCAACAACAGCAGCAGCUGCAGAUCCUUCAAACUCUUACAAAUCCACCGCAGCAGCAACAUCCCCAACAACAGCAGCAGUACAACCAACCACAACAGCAAUAUAAUCAACCACAACAGCAACACCAGCACCACCAACAACUGCAGCAGCAGCAAGAAUUGCAUCACCAGCAACCAGAGGAACAGCUACAGCAGCAACAGCAGCUUCUUCGACCAACUCCUGCCUGUUAUGGUGUGGUUUCUCCAAACAACACUUUGCAGCAACCUGUUGUCUAUUCUCAACUUCAGCAACAGUGUUUACCCAUAUCCAACAAUCAAUCCCAACAAAACAUCCAAGCCAAUACUUCCCUCCAACCAGUAUCUUUACCACAAGAUUUGCAGUUCCAGCAGCAAGUUGAACAACAGAACCUCUUGCAAAGGCAGCAGCAGCAGUCAUCAUUAUCUCAGCAGCAAUCUGUUCAACUACAGUUUCUGCAGAAAUUACAGCAGCAGCAGCAACAGCAACAAUUUCUCUCCCAGAUUAGCCCACGUUUGCAGCCUCAGCUGCAACAGCAACAGCAGGUCCAUCAACAAAAUCAGAAAUCUCAACAGCAGGCCUUCCCACCACAACAACAACUAAGCAGCACCAGAAAUCUUUCAUCACAUGCAUUAAACCAACCACAACAAUUUCCCUCGAAUCAUUUUCUAGGCCAGCAGAAACAAUCUGUGGCUAUCAGAGCUCAUUCUGGUCCUACAGAUGGUGAUGCUCCAUCAUGCUCAACAUCACCUUCUACUAAUAAUUGCCAAAUUUCUGCAUCCAGGGUCUUGAACGGAACCCAUCAAGGCCCAACUAUUCUAGGAGAGGAUACAGUGGUUCAGCCUGCAAGCAAUCCUGGUCAAGAGCUUCGAAGCAAGCCUGAUAUACAGGCCAAACAUGAAUUGGCAAAUCUGACAGAUCCAGACCAAUUAGUUCAUAGAGGUGUGACUGCUGAUCAAUUGGAUGCUUCUUCCUCUGCAACGUCAUACUGUUUGGAUGGCAGUAGCGUCCAGCAAAGUGUCUCACUACCAACAUUCGGUCUGGAAGGGGAAGCUCAAGGGGAUCCUCCAAAUAAUCUUUUAUUUGGUGUUAAUAUUGAUGGCCUGACGCCUGAAACUUUGCUAUCAAGAGGAUUUGGUUCUGGGAAAGAUCUUCAAAACUUGCUUUCCAGUUAUGGUGGUACUCAAAGAGAUAUAGAGACAGAGUUAUCUACAGCUGCAAUCAGUACACAGUCAUUUGGGGUGCCAGAUAUGUCAUUCAAGCCUGGGUGCUCCAGUGAUGCUGCUGUAAACGAAUCUGGGGUUUUGAAUAGAAGCUUGUGGGYUAACCAGACACCUCAGCGUAUGCGAACAUUCACAAAGGUUCAAAAGCGUGGCUCUGUCGGAAGAUCCAUUGAUGUCACACGUUACAAGGGAUAUGAUGAACUCAGGUAUGAUCUGGCACGCAUGUUUGGGAUUGAAGGACAGUUAGAAGAUCCACAUAAAAAUGAGUGGAAAUUGGUCUACGUGGAUCAUGAAAAUGAUAUUCUACUUGUUGGGGAUGAUCCCUGGGGGGAGUUUGUCAGCUGCGUUCAGAGCAUAAAGAUAUUGUCAGCCGCUGAGGUUCAGCAGAUGAGUUUAGAUGGUGAUCUGGGGAAUUUGCGUAUACCCAAUCAGGCCUGCAGUAGGUCAGAUAGUGAAAAUGCAUGGAGAGGACACUAUGAUGAUAAUUUAGGUGCCUCUUGAUGGGUGAGGCUGGACAAGGUUUAUGAAAUGAUAAACAUUUCUGCUCGUCGAUUUUUUUUGCUUGGCAAGGGUAUUCCAUGGCUGCAAGAUGAUCAGCAUACAGAGAUUGUUUCGCCUGCAAUUGGCCUGAGGGAAUGAAAACAUGACAAAUGGAUAUCAUAAUCAAGAUUUGAUUGUAGCUACUACCUGCCUCGCUGAUUCAUCUCUCAUAUGAGAGAGAGAGAGAGGUCCUCUUCCACGAUGAGAUGUUGUUCUAAGCUUUCUUUUAGUCUAAGGUACAUGUGAUGUGACCAUUUCUCUACUUGUAUGUAAAAUUACGCAAGGCAAAUUACUGUAAUAUCUUUGAACAUUUUGGCUAUAAGUUCCAUUCUACCAAUUAAAAGAGGAACAAAAAAAUUCAUAUUUCGGCAWGA
Nelumbo nucifera (sacred lotus) is the source of this 4741-nucleotide messenger RNA. Its product is annotated as auxin response factor 19-like. Gene Ontology annotation, biological process: regulation of DNA-templated transcription; response to hormone. Gene Ontology annotation, molecular function: DNA binding. Lineage: Eukaryota; Viridiplantae; Streptophyta; Magnoliopsida; Proteales; Nelumbonaceae. Gene Ontology annotation, cellular component: nucleus. The record is from RefSeq and is a predicted model, not a curated record.